Molecule: messenger RNA, 321 nt
Organism: Rotaria sp. Silwood1
Lineage: Eukaryota; Metazoa; Rotifera; Eurotatoria; Philodinida; Philodinidae
Source: the annotation of a GenBank genome assembly
AUGGUUUUUACUCGAUUUGCUAUUGAAUUAAAUGAAGUUGAUGAUGAUCUUCGACAACAAUUACCAUCAACAGAUACACCUGGACAAAUCGAUCAAGCUGAAAAAGAAAAAGCUCGUAUUGAACAAGCUCAAGGAUCACGUUCUGCAACUGGUCUAUGCCCUAAAUGGUUUAAACAAGAUGGUGAUUCAUUUGUCCUUCUUCAUGAUGAUGAUUCAGCACAUAAUUAUUGGAGAAAACGUGAAGAAAAUUGGACUGGUGUCGAAUUUAAAUAUUAUCGUGCAAUCAUGAAUGAAAUAUAUUUAUGGAAAUAUUUAAUUUAA